AUGGCUACAACGUUAUCAUGUUGCUUCACAGUGGCUCUUUUCAUGGUCUUUCUAAUGGAAAGUCCGAGUUCGUGUUUGGCUAAUAUGAAUGUAAUUGAUAAAUGUUGGAGAGGGAACCUUCUUUGGCGAAGUCAACGACAACAAUUGGCCAAAUGCUCCGUCGGUUUUGUCGGCAAAAUGAUCAACAACAUUGGUAAAGACGUCGUGAAAUACAAGGUUAUUGAUCCUUCCGACGACCCUAUGAGUCCUAAAUCAGGGACCCUUCGUUAUGGAACCACAAUGAUCAAAGGAAAAGUAUGUAUCACAUUCAAAAAUAGCAUGACCAUCACACUCCAAAGACCACUUCUUUUAAGCAGCUUCACAGCCAUUGACGGUCGUGGCGUCGAUGUCCACAUAAAUGGCGCUGGAUGUCUGUUGGUGUACCAAGCGACCGAUAUAAUCAUCCAUGGGCUUCGUAUCCACCAUUGUAAGGCCCAACCACCUAGCACUGUGAUGGGUCCAAACGUGAAGGUGAUCCCUUUAGGCCAAAUGGAUGGAGACGCUUUAAGAUUGGUCACCGCAAGGACAGUGUGGAUCGAUCAUAACACAUUGUAUGAGUGCCAGGACGGCUUAUCAGUUGGAGCUUGCAUGUACUGA
This is a messenger RNA of Gossypium raimondii (Peruvian cotton), 636 nucleotides long. Its product is annotated as pectate lyase 1. The transcript has a single exon. Gene Ontology annotation, molecular function: pectate lyase activity. Lineage: Eukaryota; Viridiplantae; Streptophyta; Magnoliopsida; Malvales; Malvaceae. Bases 1 to 636 code for a protein of 211 amino acids. The record is from RefSeq and is a predicted model, not a curated record.